Messenger RNA from Closterium sp. Yama58-4, 1854 nucleotides. The record is from the annotation of a GenBank genome assembly. NCBI's taxonomy places the organism in Eukaryota, Viridiplantae, Streptophyta, Zygnematophyceae, Desmidiales, Closteriaceae.
AUGCCCACGACGCCAUCUUUUACAAACGCCUCUUCCUUGAGCAGUUCCGCCACGACGAGCAACCGCGUCUACGCGAACGACGGGCACAGCUACGCAACGCCCGAGGACGAAGCCGCUGCAGCAAUCCUGGAACAGGACACCAGGGGCGAGUUCACAUGGGGAGAUCGCCACAGCAGCGACGACGACGACGACGAUUCCUCGGAAGGAGGAAUGGGCGGAACAGGCGGAAGCGGCAGAGGCGCAGCGCCACCAGCACCACCUGAGCCAGAGAGCGAUGACGACGACGUACAGGAAGUCAUCCCGCAGCAUCGCCACGACAGCACCGUCUCUGGGCUGCAGCUGCUUGGGCUGCACACCGCAACCUCUAAGGCGCCACGUGCCAGCGAACCACGAAACCCGCGCCAAGCUCUCACUGGACCACACAGCAAGGAAUGGCGCGAGGCGAUGGACGGAGAGAUUAAGGCACUCGAAUCCCGCGACACCUGGGUAUUAGUCGACCGGGCAGCAAUCAAAGGCGCAAGGAUCCUCUCGGGGAAAUGGGUCUUCCGCGUGAAGACCGCAGCUGACAGAACGAUUGAGCGCUUCAAAGCGCGGUGGGUGGUGCGCGGCUACGACCAGAGGCACGGCAUUGACUUCGAUCAGACGUUUGCGCCAGUCAGUCGCCACACCUCCGUUCGAAUCCUGCUCGCCACCGCAGCUGCUACACACCUGCCCCAGCGCCAAAUCGACGUGAAGAACGCGUUUCUGUACGCGUUAGUAGAUGUCGUGAUUUACGUGGAGCAGCCGCAUACAUACGGUGAAGGGGAUUCACGCAUGCCGCACGAUCCUGGGAUGUACCGCCGAUAUUUCAUGGGCGAAUACAUCCUGCUCACGGUCUACGUUGACCAUGUGCUUUACACAGGUUCGAGCAACGAACUACUGAAGCACUUCGAAAGGAGUCUGGCGGGGCGCGUCGAUAUCACCUGCAACUACGAGGUGAAGCAGUUCUUAGGCAUGAACAUCUCCUACGCGCCAGAAGCCAUUCAUCUCUCAGCGGCCAAGAAUGUAGAGGAGCUUGGAAAGUGCUUCAACAUCUCCCCUGCACCACUCUCCACUCCCUACCGAACCCCUGGACCGAACCACAAACCUGACAACAAAGGCCUAUCCCCCGCUGGCAUCCAAACUUACCAGCAGCAGCUGGGAUGCCUUCUCUUCGCCUCUGUCACCUGCAGGCCCGACCUUUCCUACAUCGCGAGCCAACUGGCUCAGUACUCCCGCAAACCAACGGCUGAGAAUCUUCUGGACCUACAGCGCGCCUUGCAGUUCUUCAUCUCAACGCCUAAGAUCGGGCUGUGCUACUCAACAGUGCCCACCCCAUCAUUUAACCUCAUCGGCUACGUGGACGCCGAUCACGCAGCAGAUCCUGACAAUCGACGGUCCAGGACUGGUUUUCUGUUCCGGCUCAAACCGACGGGACCAAUCUUGUGGAACUCGCAGAAACAGGAGCUGGUUGCCCUGUCGUCGGCCGAAGCAGAAUUCAUCGCAGCAACGGCAGCAGUUCGCAGCAACUUGCAAGAACUCCUACAGGAGGCGAAAAUUCCAGCAUCGCCCACCUUUCGCCUCCACAACGACAACCAGAGCACGAUUCGCAACGCGAACAAUCCUGGCUUCGUCAACCGCACCAAACACAUUGCGCUGCGGUACUUCUUCGUCAAGGACGAAGUGGACAAAGGCAAGGUUAACCUGACCUAUUGUCCGACAGGUGACAUGGCAGCGGACUUCCUCACGAAGCGACUGCCACGCCAGCAGUAUCAACACUGCUCCGAACUCAGCGGAGUGGUCAAGCAGGUCAAGUCGAGCUACGGCCAGGAGUGA